AUGGCCAUGGAGCUACCAACCUUGUUCUUCCCCCUCGACCUACUGCGAAUACGGUAUUCGUAUCGACCUCUGCUCACAAUUCUGGUCGUUGCAGUAUUUUCCGAAUCGAUUUCGGGUCUGGUUCAAAGUCGAUCAGGUUUGGUACGGUAUCGAUCAGCGGGAGUUUUUGGAAACAAACGAAGAUUAUGGACAGCGUCAAUGGGUGUUAAAUCGACAUCGUUGUAUCGAUGGAGGAACGCAUACCGCUCUUAUCAGUCGUCGAGAAUCUGCGCCACAAAGCAAUCUUUCAAGGAGGGUUUAGAAUCUCGAAUUGAACCACUCACUGGUGAUCCCUUUAUCGACUGCUGGAAGGCCAACAGUUGGUCGGUGAAUCCGUACGGGGACGAGACCAUAGACGGGAUACUGCAAAGCUUGCACUCGCCUGCACCCCAAUCUUUCUUUGUGCUGCAACGUUCCCUCAAUAUGACGAAAGGCGAUCGUAGCGGGACGGUGGAAUCAGCCCUAGCUAGCUGUCGCUACCUGUUGAAGGAUCGCUAUCACUUCAUUGUGGUGCGUGAGAGCUGCAGGGACGCUGGUGUCGCAAUACAACCAGGGAUAGACUGGAACGUACUCACAAAUACAUCGGAAGUUCCUUCGAACUGGAAGGCAGUAUCGGAUGGGUCGACAAGCGCACAAAGUCUCAUCCAGAUAGCAAACGAGAUUCUGGGUCACGUGUCCUGGUCAUCGGAACUUCAAUGUCCUAUCGACGAAUGCUUUAUAGAUCGUCUGCUGGACUGUAUGGAAGACCGAUUACACAUUACGCUAGGAACCGAUAUAAGAGGGCGCACUUCAGCCGACACAGCUUUCACCUUGGCAUUGGCGGGAGUGUCGAGACAAACGCUGUACCGUGAUCUCGUGCGUAUCGCCGGUUUGGAAAUGAACAGAGUACGGAAACGUACAUCACGGCGAGCCAAAGACGUUGCCCAUAUGGCUGAAAAACUUGCCGCUGCUGGGCUAAAAGGCAAAGAGGUAGAGGAUGUUUAUAGGGUUUCUGCCGGUGUUUUGGGUUUCAAAGGAGCAACGUACGAUAUAGUAGAGAGUAUGAAGACUCCCGAAAAAUUUGAUAUGCUUUGUCCUCGACCACUGAUGUGGCUAUGGCGGUCGUCCUCCAAGCAAGUCAAGCCACGACAAGUUUUACGAGAAGCAGAAGAAGGCAUAGAAAGUGUUUACUCGCAAGUGAAGCUAGACAAUUUCAAAGAUUGUAGGCGUCCUUUGGUAGUCGAUAUUGGGUGCGGCCUCGGUGUGUCCUUAAUCGGGUUGGCUUCUCGGUCUAGUUUUCAUGAAGAUGAUUAUUCACCCAAUCUACUACCAACUACAAAUUUUUCCGAAUGCAAUUUUAUCGGCGGCGAUCUCAGUCAAAUGGCCAUUCGAUUUGGAAGGGGAAUUUCGAAGCGCUGGGGUUUGGCCGACCGACUGCAUUACACUUACGCAUCUGCCGAGCAUUUGGUUGGGAACAUCACUGAGAUAUAUCCUGGAUACGUUGCCCUUGUUUUGAUACAAUUCCCUUCACCAUUCAUCUUGGAGGGAAAGAAGAUUGGCAACACCCAGCUUCCCUCCGGCCCUGACUGUGGAUUUAUGGUUACAGAGUCACUGAUGGCGAACGUCGCUCAUCUCCUGCAAAAUUCCGGAGGUCGCUUGCUUCUACAAUCAAAUUGUGAAGAUGUUGCUGUGCAUAUGAAAGAAAUGGCAGUACGUUGUGGUCUUGCGGUUAUUGCAGCCGACGAUCCCGUCACGGAUCCCCAAACCGAAGGGCUUCCACAGCGUACAAUGGACUGGAUUGGGUCAGGCGGGACGCGUGCAGUAGGACCCGAAUGGUCGCGAACCGCCUUGCUCCCGUACCGAUGCGCUACGGAAACAGAAAUCGCUUGCGAGAUCAAAGGAACCCCGGUUCACCGCUGUCUUCUUGGUUCGAAAUUGUAG
Phaeodactylum tricornutum CCAP 1055/1 is the source of this 1959-nucleotide messenger RNA. RefSeq lists its product with no specific name. Lineage: Eukaryota; Bacillariophyta; Bacillariophyceae; Surirellales; Neidiaceae. The transcript has a single exon. The coding region runs from base 1 to 1959 and encodes 652 amino acids. Gene Ontology annotation, cellular component: tRNA methyltransferase complex. Gene Ontology annotation, molecular function: tRNA (guanine(46)-N7)-methyltransferase activity. Gene Ontology annotation, biological process: RNA (guanine-N7)-methylation; tRNA methylation. The record is from RefSeq and is a predicted model, not a curated record.